Molecule: messenger RNA, 1134 nt
Organism: Pyricularia oryzae 70-15
Lineage: Eukaryota; Fungi; Ascomycota; Sordariomycetes; Magnaporthales; Pyriculariaceae
Exons: 2
Coding region: 1-1134 (377 amino acids)
Source: RefSeq, a predicted model, not a curated record
AUGCUUCUUACUCACCUUGUUCUGGGUGCUCUUGCCAUCAUCAGCCCGGCAUCUACAUACCCAACACAAACCAACAGAGACCCAAAGUAUGAAAAUGCAUACCCCCACAUCUCCUCCGCCGGUGGCAGCAUCGGCAGCGAUCCGCAACUGCAGCCCCUGAUCGCGCUGGAACAUUUCAAGCGGAGCGUCGAAGCGUUCUUCGGGAGUAUUGCUCCGGAGCCUCAUCCAACAUCUGCAGAUGCCGGUCUUGCUGCCCGCGACAUUACUACUUCCCGAGGACCUGUCAAGAAAAGAGGCCAGUCUGCCCAGGCGCCUGCGAAUGGAGGCAGAAAACCCGCAGCCCCGGCCGUUGUCAAGAGCAGCAAAUCGCUGGCUGCGAAGCCUCCCAAUGCUGCUGCCUUGCCCAAGGCUGCCACUGCCCCCAAAGCUGCUACUCUCCCCAAGGCUGCUACUGCCCCCAAGGCUGCUACUGUCCCCAAGGCCGCUGCUCUUCCCAAGGCCGCUGCUGUCCCCAAGGGAAAGAAUGUUGCCGCCGCAGGUACCAACAAAGGCUCACCUGGUUGCUUGAGGAAGGGACUAGCGAAGCGCACUGUUGUGGAAACAUCAGUCAAUAUAGACGACACCGCCAUGAAGAACAUGAUUGCGGUAGCGAGACGAAGUGACAAUUCGUGGAGGGAUGGUGAGGGAUGGGCUAUUCUUGCCGCCUGGCCGCCCACCGGCGUCAUGCCCGUGCCCGAACACUAUCAGCUCAUCGCAGGCUAUGUAAAGAUCACCAGCACCGUCAGAGAGGAAAAGGACUCGUGCGGCCAGGUUGUCAAGAGAAUAACGACCAACAACCGACAGUGGCGGGGUUACGCCUACGACAUCCGCGCGCAGAAUAACAAGAUGAUAUUCAUCGACCGCGGCGAGAGUGCCUCGCCCGACAGCUGGCCCGUAAAGAACCUCUUGAAGGAAGCGGGCUUCGGGUCAGUGAGCUACUCCAACCUCGGCCCGAUCAAAGAUGGGCUCACUUACGAUGACAUCUCGACGAUUGGAAAAAUCAUUGUCGCCGAGAAUCCCAAAUACUCGUACACGGGAGUCGGUGGGCACAACUGCAAGACGUUUGCGCAGGCGCUGUAUAAAAAGAUAGCCUAA